AUCGACUUUGCACAUAUAGUUCUCUCUCUCUUUCUCUGUUUGUCUGUCUGUCUAUCUGUCUCAUACAACAACACUUUCUAUUUUGAAAUGUAGAUAUUAGAUAGACCAAAGGGGUUUCAGUGUUGCACAGGGCUUGCUUUCCUUAAUAUUCAAAUCCCGUGGUAAUUUCCUUGGCAGUUUCUUUUUUUAUUCAAUUAUUUAUUUCUAGAUCGCAACCCAUAAACUUGUUCCUAUGACAACUGUAAUUCCACCAGUCAAGCUAGUUUAUUACACUAGCUGGUUUGGAAACAGAAAAUUUGACAUAGACAAAGAUAUCGGAAGAGACUGUCCAAUACCGGAUGGAUAUGUAUUCAACUUGACCGGUCAAACCACAUGGUGCACACUGACAAGUUCAACUGAUCAUUGGCAAAAAGCGAGUGGACUCAUCUUUCAUGCGGCUGAUAUUCACUAUGAUGCAUUUCCUCCACGCAUUGAUAAUCAACCGAGGAUCCUAGAGACGCUAGAAUCGCCUAUAACUGCUCCCUUUAGAACAAACCCAGAACAGAUGAAGAACUAUGACUACCUAGCAACAUACAACUUCAGAUCCACCUUCUUCUUUACCUAUUUCUCACCUAGCAUCAUGGACGUAGUCAAUAGACCAUUACCUCACGACUUUAUGGAGACAAAAACAAAGAAAGCACCCAUUCUUUGGAUUGCUCGAAAUUGUCGAGCUACCAGUGGCCGAGAGAAUUAUAUUAGUGAACUCAUGAAUCAUAUUCAAGUGGACAGUUAUGGGGAGUGUCUGAACAAUAAAGAGUUCCCAAAAGACAAGUCGAGAGAGGAACUGAUGGCUGAAUAUAAAUUUUAUUUAGCGAUUGAAAACGCCAACUGUGAGGAUUAUGUCACAGAGAAACUAUACGAUACCUUCAUGAUGUCUGCAGUGCCUAUUGUUGACGGUCCUUCAAGUUACGAGGGCUAUCUUCCUACAAAUAGAUCAGUUAUUUAUAUGGACGCAUACCCUGAUCCAAAAGAUCUAGCUGACUAUAUAAACUAUUUAGAUAAGAAUGAUACAGCAUACCUUGAGUAUUUAUCAUUUAGACGAGAUGCAUUGAAAAUAGCUGCAAAUGAUCGACUAGAACCUGCAUUUAUUAGCAACUGGAGUGACACAAUUGCGCACAAGAAAAGGUCUGAUUACUGCUCUAUAUGUCGAGGAGUACUGCCGUGGUGGAAGAAUAGACAUACAGCCGGUUCUGAUGUAUAUAAAGAUGAAUCCGAACGAUUUUUAGUGGACGAUAGUUGUCAGCCUGGGGGGAAAUGGAACUACAUCUCUCUCGGACGUCCAUAUAAUCCCAGUUGGGAGCCACGUCCUCUUGAUGAGUUCACUAGGCCUCAUGCUAUGCUAGACGAACCUGUACGAGAAGAUGAAAAGAUGAUCGAGCUCAUCGGGAAUGAUACACAUACGAUGGCAAUUACUGCAAACAUUGCUUUCAUCUGUAUAUUGUUGAGCUUUAUUAUUGUGUUGUCAAGAGUGUCGCGUACGACUAGUAAACAAAGCAUAACACCCGUUCAUGUGUAAAUUCCCAACCACAAAUUCAUUGCUUAAUAAAGAAACAUUCUUUUUUCCUUUAUAUGGAAUCGAAUACCAAUAAAUAGAGUAAUUGAACGAGGACGUCCGCUUUAAUUAAAAACAUCUCUUGUUUCAAAAGAGACGCCACUUUAGCAGCAGACACAGGAGCAGCAAAACGAAUUCUUCAUUCACCCUACUCUCAUCACCUUAGCAGUAGGGAUGAGAGCCAAAAGAGAAAACCGUUCGAUCUUGGAAGACCAAUAACCAGUCUGCCUCUUUGCAGCAGAACAGGAGGAAUAAGAUAGAGGCUUGUAAGGACACAAAGAGCCAAGGUGUCCAGUUGAAUUGAUGAUUCUUAGUCACAAAACCAGGUUUCGACAAAGUUUUUUU
Molecule: messenger RNA, 1936 nt
Organism: Rhizopus microsporus ATCC 52813
Lineage: Eukaryota; Fungi; Mucoromycota; Mucoromycetes; Mucorales; Rhizopodaceae
Exons: 4
Coding region: 233-1555 (440 amino acids)
Cellular component (GO): membrane
Molecular function (GO): alpha-(1->3)-fucosyltransferase activity
Source: RefSeq, a predicted model, not a curated record